AUGUAAGCACUUCCCUCUCAGUGUGAAGAUCCAAUGAGAUAUAUUUCAAAUAUGUCUCCCAGUACCUGGCACACCGUGGGUUUUAAAGAAAUCCUUGUUUCCUUCCUUCCCCUUUCCUUCUUUCUUUCUUCCCUUCCUUCUUUCCUUCCAUAUCAUAUGUACUGCCUCCCAGAACACCUCAUGGUCUCCUGCUAUGAGCCAACAGGUUUGUCUCUGGAAUGAUCCCAACAGUUCUCCACCUCAAUUGGCCAUGGGUGACAGCAAUGAAAGACUUCACCCCCAACAGGAGUAUGAAAUCGACAACCUUCGACCCUUUAUUAGAAAUCCCGGAUGUGAAAGUUACUAGAAAAAGACAUUUCAACUCGUGACAAUUUCAAUUUUCCCAGGGCAGGCAAAUCAGGAUUAAUGAGCUCCAGGAUUUUAAAGACCUCUUUAACCUAUUUAACCUAUAAACAAAGUGUCAUUUUCAAAAUAGACUUUUGAGCUUUUAAAGAACCCGGGGUGAGAUUGGAUGGAUGUCUUUGGGUCUGUGAAAGGGCCCAGACCGUGUUUAAGAAAAAUCCUUUUCUCUUCCUGAAAAUUGUUCGAGUGCAAUCCAUUGUAUUUAUUCAAUUACACUUGAUUUUAUUUCGUCUUUAAAACGUGGCCUACAGAGAUCUCCGAACAACAGAACCCCAGAAACGAGGCUUUGGCUCCCAACCCAGCUCGCCUCUGUUUUAACAGGACAUCAUCCAAUGUGUACAGUUCCUCAGGUCGCCAGGACCGGCAUUACCUGGCAUAGCUUUGCCCACAGCAAAUCUGGAUGACCCUUCCCAGAGAUUUCAGGCUAUUCCAAGAUUUUUUCUUUUUUUGCUCUUGUUCUUUAACCGUCUAAAAAAAAAAAGAAGAAGAAGAAGAAUCCGCCCCACUCCCCAAGAUGUAUUUCUUUGCCUUUUUUGACCAAAGGAAAGUCUUUUUUUUUUUUUUUUUUUUUCUUCAGUACUCAGCACACGGCGAGCUGACGGAGAAAGUCCCUGCGCAGAAGCUCUGACUGGGCGAAAUAUUCCGCUUGCCGCAGAGUAAUACGGUAAAGGCAGGAGAUUACGGUACUCGCUGAGGGUAGCGCCUGUUACAUCAGCGGUAGCUGCAAAGUUCCUGCCUGCUUUGGGCUGCGAUCUCCCCGCUGGUUCUCCCGGUGUCACAGCCCUCGGGGAGUUCUCGGACCGGGUGCUCGCCUUCUUCCCGGUUUUCUUUUCUCUUUGCUCUGGCCCUGCCUUUUUCCCUGCGGCGGGAGCCCAGCCCGAGCCCGGAGCUGGCGGGAGCGGACCGCUGAGCCCUCGGGAUCCCGGGAGCCGGCUCCGUGGGGACGGGAAGAGCAGGUUCUCCCGGCGGCCAGAAGGAGGAGGCGGUGGCUGCGGCGGCUGGACUGGUCCAGGACCGGCUCCCGUGAAGACGCUCCGGCCGGCCGCCUCCCACCCCGAGCGUCCGCCGCUGCGCCCCGCGACCGCAGACUAGGAGACUUUCAAACAGAGCCGAGCCCUCCAGCCCCGGAGCCGCCGCGGCCAUCUCACUCUUGCUCCUUCAGCCCCGGGAUCGGGGACAUGCCCUGAAGCCAGAGCCCUAGGAGGGGCGGCGGGGGAUUGGAGGGGCUGAUCCUCCACCUCCUUUUCCCUCCAGAUGAGUCCGGGAGACCUGCGGACUCUGGGGAGAAGGAACUCGCCGGCAUCGAACUGUCCACACCCCUUGACCUUGACCUGGCGCCCUUGAGACUGAGGCCUUGAGAUCGUGAAAGGCCAAGCCACUAACGCCCGUGGGGGAGAGAGGGCGGAGGGAGAUCGUGUUCAUUUGGUUUUCAAGGUUUUCUUUGACGAGAUCCGGAACCUUCGGAGAGUUAGGAAGAGAAACCCCGACGAAUCUCCUCGAGUUCAAUCCCCUCCCCCUCCAAACUCUUCCCAUUUCCCAAUCUUGAAAUGCCUUCCCCACGCUGAGAACUUCUUGCGGAAGAGAAGGCUCUGGGACUUCGGGGGUGUGGGGAUUGAAGAGCUAGACCCUGUCCUCCCGGCUCUGGCUGGGUGGGGCCAGGAGUGGAGGGGCUAGAGGCGGGGAUCCUGCCUUCUGACCAUGUCUCCCCGAACUGCUUUUUCCUUCCCUCCGCCUCGGGUGGAUUUCCUACAUCAGUCUGGUUUGCCUCUGACAGCCCAUGUCGUGGGUGUUCUCAGCCGAGCCAAGCCCACGCACUCCUAGGAGACUCGAGCUUCCCAUCCACCGUCCGUCUGACUAAGGAUCCCAUUCCUCUCGGGAUUCUCUGGGCAUUCUCCCGGGACCCUGUAGAAGAAGAGCUGGGAUUUGAGCCAGGUGGUGUCCCGGGGACCAUGGUGUUUCUCCCUGAGAAUGCCUCCGACAGCUCCAACUGCACCCACGCCCAGGAGCCGGUGAAUAUCUCCAAGGCCAUUCUGCUGGGUGUGAUCUUGGGAGGGCUCAUCCUUUUCGGGGUGCUGGGAAACAUCCUGGUGAUUCUCUCGGUAGCCUGCCACCGGCACCUGCAGUCUGUCACCCAUUACUACAUCGUCAACUUGGCCGUGGCUGACCUCCUCCUCACCUCCACGGUGUUGCCCUUCUCAGCCAUCUUGGAGAUCCUGGGCUACUGGGCUUUCGGCCGGAUUUUCUGCAACAUCUGGGCCGCCGUCGAUGUCCUGUGCUGCACUGCCUCCAUCAUGGGCCUGUGCAUCAUCUCCAUCGACAGGUACAUCGGGGUCAGCUACCCCCUGCGCUACCCUACCAUCGUCACCCAGAAAAGAGGUCUCCUGGCCCUGAUGUGUGUCUGGGCCCUGUCCCUGACCAUCUCCAUCGGACCUCUCUUUGGCUGGAAAGAGCAGCCCCCGGAGGAUGAGACGAUCUGCCAGAUCACCGAAGAGCCGGGCUACGUGCUCUUCUCAGCCCUGGGCUCCUUCUACAUCCCCUUGGCCAUCAUCCUGGUGAUGUACUGCCGGGUGUACGUGGUGGCCAAGAGGGAAAGCAAGGGUCUCAAACACGGCCUGAAGACUGACAAGUCGGACUCCGAGCAGGUGACUCUCAGAAUCCAUCGGAAAAACGCUCCCUCUGCCAGCACCUCCGGCUCCAGCUCCAAGAACAAGACGCACUUCUCCGUGAGACUUCUCAAGUUUUCCAGGGAGAAGAAGGCCGCAAAGACCCUGGGCAUCGUGGUGGGCUGCUUCAUUCUCUGCUGGCUUCCUUUCUUCUUAGUGAUGCCCAUUGGGUCUUUCUUUCCUGAAUCUAAGCCCUCGGAUACUGUUUUUAAAAUAGCCUUUUGGCUCGGAUACUUAAACAGCUGCAUCAACCCCAUCAUCUAUCCCUGUUCCAGUCAAGAGUUUAAAAAGGCGUUUCAGAAUGUCCUGAGAAUCCAGUGUCUCCGAAGAAGGCAAUCCACAAAACAUGUCAUUGGCUAUACCCUCAACCCACCCAGCCACGCCAUAGAACAGCACAAGGAUUUGGACUUUUAACUCUGAAAACACCUUCAAACAGCUCCAGCCGGAGCCAUUGAGGACACUCUAUGCAUCUGUUCCUUGCCCACAAACUUGGUCAUGGAGCAAGGCUGAUCUCAGCCUGUUUUGACUCCCAUCUUCAUAAACAAUGCUGGCCAUGAGCCCUGUGGCCCUCCAGAGCCUCUGCAAGAUGGGUGAGUGGAGAUCACAGUUUGCAAUUUUGCUGAUGGGGGUGGAAGAGCCAGUGGCCACUGAGGCACAUGGUAACUGAGUUAAGCUUCCUACAGAGAAUGCGCAAGCUGUCUGCAGAUGCUCAGCUCACCUCUCUCCUCUUCAUGUUCCCAGGAGCUCACUUGGUAAGGGAUGGCAAUCACAUAAAAAAAUCUUGUCUACACUACACAAGGAAGCUGUCCCACAAUGUUCUCUGCUCCUGAAGCAUGGAUAACUGGUACUGGUGAUACCAAAGUUGCUAUUAGACAAAGUGGCCAGCAAAAAUGGCUUUUUGUUUUCCUCACACUCAUUUCUGAAAUUUGUUCAAAGUUGGGUAGCUGAAUAAUGUUUUCACUGCCUUUUAGAUCCAGGACAGGUGAUGAGACGAAUGAGAAAAACAACUCUCUUAUUAUAGCACGAUCAGGCAUUCUAUUGCUCACCUUGUGUAGUGUUGUGUGUUAAAAAAAAAAAAAAAUGAGGGGAAUCAUCACUAAGAUAGACAAAGAAUCAUAAUCAAAAAAAAAAUCCAGGAUUAAAAAUACACCAUAUCUGGGAGAUGAAAGAAUGAUAGAUUCAUAAAUUUAGAGCCCAGUGGUCAUCAAGUCUAAUGUCAUCAUUUAAAGUUAAGGAAACAAAGGCCCUCAAAGAUGAAGGGCCUUUACCAUGUAUAUGGCUCAAGUAUGACCCAAAGCCAUAAAUGUAGUAAGAGUCAGAACCAGGAUUUGAACCUAGACACCAUGGAAGAGAGCAAAGAGACAGCAUACCAGGAUUCCCCCCUCAGCUCAUCCACUUACUCUCUGGGUGGCUUUGGACAAACUCCUGAAGCUGAAUUUCCUCAACUGUAAGAUAAGGACAUUGCACUUGCGGACCACUAAGAUAUCUUCUAACUCUAAAUCUAUGGCCCUAUUAUCCUAAGGUGCUGGAAUAUUAAUGAGCCAUUAAAAUUAUACAAGUCCAUUGCAACAUAACAGAAUGGUACAAUUGAAUACAAUAGAAUACAAUAAAGAGACAAGGCAAAUUUGAAUCUGUGAAAGUAGAAGAAAAGGCAGAAAACCCCGAUGCCCUGAGCUCAUUAUUUUAAGACAUUAGCCAUUAUUUUCAUGGCUUUCCCUAAUUAAUAGGAAUACAGAUCUAGGAUUAUGAGAAACUUUAGAGUCAGGCCAACCAGUUCACAGAAACACAGCACAUCAGAGCUUAGAGGGACCUCAGAUUUGGUACAAUAUGACCUCUUCAUUUAAGGUAGGACAGAACUCUGGCCAAGAGAGAAGUUCCUGUUCCUCCAAUUAGGGACUGGGCCCAGAAGUUUGAAGGGUCUGUUACAAUUUGUAGGCCAGUCUUCUUCUUCUUUGACUGCAAGACAACCUAUUUUCUCCACAGAGAUCCCUAGUUCCCCCCUUCAUCCCCAUCAUAAUGCAUGUCAGACUGAUUUAUCAACUAAUGUCUACUAUUCAAAGCUUGGACACUGAGCCCACUUCUUUAUAAUCUCACGGAAUCUUCUUCUGUUUUGCCCUGUCCUCUCUUUUGCCCUAUUUACUCUUCUUUACUUCCAUGAAAAGAGCUGAUUCCUCUGAUAAAUCACCUUCUUCACCAUUUUUAUUCAAAGAAUUUUAUUAAGUUCCUAUUAUAUGCAAAGUUCUGUGAAAAAUACUUGGGACAGCAAGGCAAAAAAAUUGUUUAAAUACCCCUAAAAUGCAAAAAUUUGAAUGUCGUUUCCUCAUUAGGAUGUGAGCUCCUUGAGAGCAAGAAGCUUUCUGUUUUGGCCUUUCUUUAUCGGUGCCCGGCCCAGAGUAAGUGCUUACUAAAUGCGUGUUAAUUGUCUGAAGCUCUCCUGCUUUCAAGAAGCUCACAGUCUACUGAGACAUGGAAGUGGUGAGGCAAAAUAUGUACAGAUAAGGAAACGUAAAGCAUUUGAGGGGGGAAAAGGAUGUCAAAAGGAAUUGUUCUAGGAAGGUUUCAGGGAGAGCCAAGAUGAGCCUGGGACUGAGAUCAUUCUUAAAGGAAGACAUGUUCUAGCCAAAGGGAAUCCACAGAAGCAGUUCAAAGAAUAGCCAGAAGUCCAAUUUUACUAGAACAUGAAGGGAAGAAGUGGAAGAUAAGCAUCAGAACACAGGAUGAAGACUUACUAUAUAGUAGGUUUGGGAUGUCGAGCUACAGAAUUCAUAUUUAAUGCCAGAAGCAAAGGAGAGUCAGAGAAAGCUUUUGAGCCAGAGAGUGAGAUAGAAUAUGUAUAUUAGGAAAGUUGUUUUAGAAAUCAUGCAAAGAAUAAGGGGGUGGAGACACUAUAGAAAGAAGGGCAGGUUAUUAGUCCAGGAAAAGAUGGUGAAGGUCGUACUAGGGUGGUGACGUCAGGAGCAGAGAGGGAAAAACUGGAGAUGCAGUAUAAGGAGGACUCUGUGACUGGUCAGGCAGAGGCAGGAGCAGUAAUUCUGAGAGAUCAGAGAAAACCAAAAUAUUUAGUUCAAAAUGUCUAAUUCAAAAUGUAUAGUUUGACAAAUGUAUUCAUUUAAGUCCCAGAACUUUAAUAGCCAUCAGAUCCAGUCCAUGUAUUAAAAAGAGUGUUAAAGAGAUUAUACCUGACAGAUAAUCAUUCAGUUCUUGCCCUGAGACUUCCAGGAAGGGAGAACAUACUCCACAUGCAUACACACUUAUACACACACAGACACACACACACACACACAC
Molecule: messenger RNA, 6350 nt
Organism: Antechinus flavipes (yellow-footed antechinus)
Lineage: Eukaryota; Metazoa; Chordata; Mammalia; Dasyuromorphia; Dasyuridae
Gene: ADRA1A
Product: adrenoceptor alpha 1A
Exons: 4
Coding region: 2352-3479 (375 amino acids)
Biological process (GO): adenylate cyclase-activating adrenergic receptor signaling pathway; regulation of vasoconstriction; cell-cell signaling
Cellular component (GO): membrane
Molecular function (GO): alpha1-adrenergic receptor activity
Source: RefSeq, a predicted model, not a curated record